This is a messenger RNA of Cucurbitaria berberidis CBS 394.84, 366 nucleotides long. RefSeq names its product peptidyl-prolyl cis-trans isomerase pin4. NCBI's taxonomy places the organism in Eukaryota, Fungi, Ascomycota, Dothideomycetes, Pleosporales, Cucurbitariaceae. The record is from RefSeq and is a predicted model, not a curated record. The coding region runs from base 1 to 366 and encodes 121 amino acids. The transcript has a single exon. Gene Ontology annotation, biological process: rRNA processing. Gene Ontology annotation, molecular function: DNA binding; peptidyl-prolyl cis-trans isomerase activity.
AUGGCUCCAAAAAACAAAAGCAAACCCAAAGAAAAAGACACCGCCUCCACAUCCGACAGCAAAUCCAAGCUCAAGCCCGCCACCUCCAUCAACGUCCGCCACAUCCUCUGCGAAAAGCACAGCAAAAAGGAAGAAGCCCUAGAGAAACUACGUAACGGCGCUAAAUUCGACGACGUAGCCCGCGACAUGAGCGAGGACAAGGCCCGCCAAGGGGGGUCCCUAGGCUGGAAAAUCCGCGGCAGUUUGUUGGCGGAUUUUGAAAAAGUCGCUUUUGAUUUGGAGCCGAGUACCACGGGCCAGCCUAAGAUUGGGGAGGUCAAGACGAGUGAGGGGUAUCAUAUUGUUAUGGUUGAGGGGAGGAAGUGA